GCCUUUUGGGGUACUUUACUUUGUCUCCACGAGUAUAAAUUUGUCAUAAUUGGGGAUUUUUUGAUUCUUGAAGGAAACGAUAAUACUACAAAAAGGAAAGAACCAUGGAAUGGAACAAGUCCUAAUUCCCAGAAAGCUCGCUUACCAAGAAUUUAAUGGAGCUGUAGCGAUUAACGAUCAACCAAUUAGGUCAAGAAGAAGAACGAGAGAGAGACAUUAUCAAGCAUCAUCAUCAUCCAUGGAGCCCAAUCCUCCUUACCUUCAAAACAAUAACAGGUAUGUCCCUUACUCACCCAAUCCUCCUCCUCUUCCUCCAGUGGUUCCCAAUAGCCCUAAUAUCUAUGGCCCCCACCACCACCUUCCUCCGCCACCGCCACCAGUUCCACCUUCACGCCACCCUCUCCCUGCCCAACCUCCGCCGACACCACCUCCUAACAUUCCCUACCAAUUCAACUUCAGACCUAACCGUAAGUCUAAUCAACCAAGGGAAGACACUCACCAUCCUAGAUCUACGAUGAACCAUCAAUUUCCUGAUGUUGCCCGCUCCCCUCGGCUCUCUUAUGGAGUCCCUGUCGAUGAUGACCGACCUUAUCAUCCUCAUCGUCAUCAGCAUAGAUACGCUGAGUCGGAUCCAUCCUGGGAUGGUCGGGCAUACCCUGUUGGCAGCCUGGAUCGCGAGCCUUAUCCACUCCAGUCCGAUCGUGGUCAGUUUCAUCAGCUAGCUGUAUCACCAUAUCGUCCAAUUGAGAAGAUUAGGCAUGAUUUUGAGGGUGAUGUUAGGUUCAGAGACGGGUUUGAACGGAAUCCACAAAGAGAAGAUUUUAUGUGGGAUCGUGGUUGUAGGAAUAGUCAUUUUAGUAGUUCUUCUAAGGGUUGGUCUGAACGUGGUGCAACAUCCUCGAGAGCUUACGAAGGCAAUUAUGAUAAGAGGAGUCAUCAUCGUGAUUCAUCUGAUACUGAAAAUCAUAGAUGGGCACGUACUAGAGAGGUUGCAAGAGAAGGCGAUGGUUUUCGAAGGGGUUUGGGAAAACAAGUAUAUUACAGUUCAGAGUUGGAAAGAUAUGAUAAUAAGGUAAGCAAGGAGGUUAACUACGAGUUGGAUCACACUCCGAGGAAGCAAAUGCAGAAGAGGAGUGCUUUGUUGAGGAUUCAGAAACCAAAACCUAGCUAUAGGAAUACGGAGGACGAGGUGUCACAUUAUUCAGGUUAUUUCAAUGACACCAAAUCUAGUUCCUUUAGGGGUAUGGAGCAGCUUGAAUAUACAGAUCGUGGAGUGGAAGAAAAUAGGAGAGAGGGGAGCCCUGUAGAGCUUGAUGUUUCCUUUAAAUCAAACUCACUAGUAGCCAAGGCAAUUGUUCCACCAUCGAGUUCUGCAGUUGUUGCUGGGGAGAAUUUUGCUCCUAGAAAUAGCGAAAUUAGGAAAUUUGAGGUAUCUGAGAAGGAUUGUUCUAACGAGAGUACUGUCAAAUUGGACAGGGCUCUCUCUGCUACUAAGAAUACAUCCACUUCUAACCCGGCUGCAAACUCUGGCAUUGAUAAUGUGCACAAAAGUAGUUCACAACCUUCUUCCCACAAAGUUGAUAUUUCUCUUGGAAAAAGAAAAGUGGAGAGGUCCGCUAAAGUUAUGGUGUCAGGUAGCAGUGGCAAAACAAAUUCCAUCAUGGUUGCCAAGAAGAAAAAAAUUGUCAAAAAAGUAGUGAAAAAAGUCUCUGUCCCACGGUCACGGAUACCAAGUUCACGGGCAAAAGGUAAGCUCGAUGAGCCCGUGGAGGCAGAUACUUCCACCCUUUGUCAACCUACUACGUCUGUGACUGAAAAUUUUUCAACACCUUCAGGAGAGAAUGUAACUUCUGUUGGUUUAAUGUCAGUGCAUCAUACGGACAGCCAGCCUUUUCCAAAUGAUGCAUCUAUGCCUGCAUAUGAAAGAGUGGAAGGAUCUCCAAAGACUGUUGUUCCAGAGGAAGUUAGUGGAGAUGUUUGUUGUGGGGGAUUGAAUCUUCAGAAGUCUAAGAGAAAGUGGAAUGAUUUAACGCCUCCUUUGAAUUCUUCAAAAGAUAAACAUAUCAAGUUUGAUGAGAAUUCUGCGAAUGCAGAUAAUUUUGCGCGUGGCUUGCAGACUCUGUAUAACCCUGACAAGGAUUGUACUGAACCUCAAAGUGAAAAAUUCCCUUUAUUUAGUGUUGAAGGUUUCGGCAAGCAGGGUUGUCAGAAUGAAUGCUCUAUCUUACUUGAUAGUAGUUCAGCAGCGUUAUCUUCAGAGGUGAUGCUUUCAGUAGGAAGCAGUAUUGAUUCUAGUUUGUUAAGUUCAGAGAAAAACAUGACUCGGGGCCUUAUGAAUACAAGUAGCACUAACCAUGAAUUGAAUUCUGCUGUGUUUAUUGACGGGAGUUCAAUGAACUCUCUAGAGAGGAUUGUAUACACUGACUUUGAAACUGUGGAAAGUGUCAGCUGUCGGAGUGGUACAGGUCAGAUCGAAAAAACUGAUGAUGAUGGUACUGUGGAAGGAUUUCCAAAGACUGUAUCUUCAGUAGGUGAUAUACUCGCAUUGAAGAGUCUAGAGGAAACCAGGAUUGACGAUUGUAAAAUAGCUACUGAGUCUUCUGACCAGGUUGCAAGUACUAUAUAUAGCUCCAGAAAUAGUUGUUUUAGUUCAGAAGAAGCCAAUCUUGAGACAGGUGAUGAUAUACGUAACCAGCUGUAUCAAGGUGGGAUUACCAUGUUGCGUGACAGUGGUACCACGGUAAGUUCCCUGGAUGAUCCUAUUUCAGCAGAAGUUAGUGAAGAAUGUAGUCCUAACAAUAGGAGAGAAGCUAGGAGUACUCGCCUAGACAUGUUGAGGUCAGGGAUGAAUAACUUGCAUUUUGCACCUCCAAAUGUAGUGAGCUCUCCACCUUGUGUGGACAAGAACUUAAGUUUAUCUUUUCAAGAAUCUGAAGUUACAAUUUCUCAUGUUCUUGCUAACGAUAUUGGCUUACAACAUCGUGCUGAUGGAUUUGGUGUCAUGCAAGGGAGCAGUUCUAUAGAUGGGUUGUUAGAGGCUAAGAUUUCAGCUAGCAUUGAGGUUAAUGUGAGACUGGAUGAGGUUUCAAAGAAGAAUGAAGAUGAUAAAAUAAUGUCUGCUGAUUAUAUGGUACCAGCUAGUCCAAUUAUGUCUGCUGUCAAUCAAAGAAACACUCGAACUGAAUUGAGGAAUGAGAGUUAUCUGCAUCAUGAAAGUGUCUUGCCUUCUGUUUCAAGCCAUCCAUCCUUAUUGGCACAUGAUAAGGGAGUUUCUACUCCCUACUCCAAUGAAGAGUCAAUGGAGAUUGUUUCUGGAGUCUCUGAUGGUUGUUCUUCAGUGUUGACCAAAGAGCUGGAGUCAUCACUCAAACAGAUUGGUAAAGAUAACAUUGAUCAGGAUGACACAGUUCCAGAUGAGAAUCCUGUAAUUAGAGGUGGUUGUAACUUAUCUACCCAAAGUUCACAUUCAAUAGAAACCAAAAUUUAUUCAAAGAGAAAUCUUGUAAUGGAAAAGAAUCAGUCUACCAAUCGGAAGGCAUUGCCAUCACAGGAUUCUAACAUUACUACUCACAGCCGGUAUCCUUUGAGUGCAGAAUCAUACGGGAAGAAGAUCCAUUCUAGUCAUGCUCCUUCCAGAAUUCCUGGUUAUUCUACUGUUCUCUAUAAUGCUUCAGGAAGCAAAUCCUCCUCCACCCAUGUUACUCAACACCGAACAUGGCAUCGUACUACUACUUCAGCUUAUCCACUGUCGAAAAUAAAACCCAUCUCCGGUACUGUCCCUCCACAAAGACAAUUUCCUAGAAGAUCCUCAAAGCUUCUGAAUAAUUCAUACAUUUGGAAGGGGAACAGUCUUGUUAGAAAAUCUCCUCCAGUUACGGGAUUACGUAGUUUGAGUUCAUCUGUUUAUCAGCUGAACUCUUUGGGCACAGAUGAAGUGAAGAAGAGUUCUGGAUCCGAAAGUAGGGUUGAUGGUACUGACACAUCAAGUUCCUUGGGAACAGGAGUUGUGAGUGCUUCAUCUGAGAGGCCCAGAAUACCACUGUUACCCGGUAUCACCAAGAUUCCAAAUAGAUCUACGACCUCUUCAGGUGAUCAUACAUCUUCCUUGCUAGCGGAGACUUUUAAUGUUUCCAAUGAGACUACAUCACUGAAAUUUGCAGAGAGUAAUGAUGCACCUUCAGCUACUAGGGAUUUAUCAAAAAUUCCUGAGACUUCUGUUUAUAUUACUGGUUCAACAAACAAUUCGAAUAACCGGAAUGAGCUUAGUGAUGGAAAUUUGACAUCUUUAAAUGCGAAGAGCAUAACAUAUGUAAAGAAAAAAUCAAAUCAGUUAAUUGCAACUUUAAGUACUACUGGUCUCUCUGUACACAAUACAGAGAACACCGUGGCUGCUUCAUCCGAUGGGUACUACAAAAGGAGCAGAAAUCAGCUAAUAAGAACUCCCCUUGAAGGUCAUGCCAAGCAGACGGUUGCAAUGCCUGAUGCUGCUUUAAUUUCAAAGGGGCUAACAACUUCUGUAGUUCUUCCUGGAAGAAGUUUUGGUCGAACGCGAAAUCAGGAAGUGUGGACUCUGCAUGGUGCACAAUUAUUGAGGAAGAAUGGUAGUUCAUUGAAACAUCAGGUCCUGCCUCACCUUCCCUGGAAAAGAGCAAUGUACUCAAGAAGUUUCAUGCAAAGUCCAGUUUCCAUUUCAAAUAAUAGUUCCUUGUCUACAAUCAGGAAAUUGCUCACAUUGAGAAAGAGGAACACUGUUUACACAAGGUCAAGAAAUGGAUAUUCUCUUCGAAAGUUCAAGGUAUUAAGUGUUGGUGGCCGCAACUUAAAAUGGUCAAAAUCCAUUGACAGGCAUUCAAAGAAAGCUAAUGAGGAAGCUACACUGGCAGUUGCUGCAGUGGAGAGAGAGAAGAGGGAGCAGAACGGUGCUGCAUGCGCUGUUUCUGGGACAAAGAGCAGAAGUCAUUCUUCUCAUAAGUCAUCUAACAAUGGAGGAGAAAGAAUAUUUCGCAUUGGUUCUCUCCGCUACAAAAUGGAUUCUUCCAAGCGGACCCUCCAAAGGAUAUCAGAUAAGGAGUCUUCAUGCUCAACAUCUCUCCAAACAGAGAAGAUUAUGAAGAAUCCUUACGUUCCUAGGAGAUUAGUGAUUGGCAAUAAUGAAUAUGUAAGGGUUGGCAAUGGUAACCAGCUCAUUAGAGAUCCCAAAAGACGAACUCGUGUCUUGGCGAGUGAGAAAGUUCGAUGGAGUUUACAUACUGUUAGGUCAAGACUUGCCAAAAAACGGAAGUUUUGUCAGUUUUUCACUAGAUUUGGGAUGUGCAACAAAGAUGAUGGCAAAUGUCCCUAUAUUCAUGACUCCUCCAAAAUUGCAGUCUGCACUAAGUUCCUGAAUGGUUUAUGUCACAACUCAAAUUGCAAAUUGACUCAUAAGGUCAUUCCAGAAAGGAUGCCAGAUUGUUCUUAUUUUUUACAAGGUCUUUGCACAAACAGAAGUUGUCCGUAUCGGCAUGUUCAUGUGAAUCCAAAUGCCCCUACUUGUGAAGGAUUUCUCAGGGGCUAUUGUGCUGAUGGCAAUGAGUGUCGGAAGAAGCACAGCUAUGUCUGCCCCUCUUUUGAAGCAACGGGAUCCUGUCCUCUAGGAUCCAAGUGCAAGCUUCACCAUCCAAAAAAUCGAAAUAAGGGGAAGAAAGGUAAAAGAUCGAUAGAACAGAAGAAUGUUAGAGGGCGUUACUUUGGUUCGAUGAGGAUAGACAUCUCUGAUAGUGGAAAAGCGGCGUUUGAGAUGCACUCUGUGCAAGAUGGUGAUGAUGUUCCCUUCAAAGGAAAGUUUGCUGAUUUUAUCGGCAUUGAUGAUAGUGAUGAAGAUGGAGAUCGUAAUGAUGCGACAACAGAGCGAAUAGCAUCUUCCAGAAGUGGUCCAUCAGAUGUACGAAUAGAUGACAUAGAUGAGCUAAUUAAACCAAUACGUAUUAUGACAAGAAUUUGAGGACAUGAUCAUCUCCACCAGUCUGGCAGCCAAGCUCAAAGUGUGAAGGUUGCAAAAUAUCUGACGACAUGAUCAUCUCUGUGUAAGAAUUGAUUCUGUUGGGUACGAGGUAAAGCUGUUAAAAGGAAUUCCUACUGCCUGUGUUUGUAGAGUGAUUUGUCUGUAAGUUCUUGUACAUGUAUAUAGGGGUUUCUUUGUUUUGUUCUUUUUAAAAAAAAUUUGUGUAAUUUACAUUGUAUGUUUGAUUUAUGAAAAAUACUGCAAAAGCAUAUAUGAAUUAUUGGAUUUGAGCCUCAAA
This is a messenger RNA of Tripterygium wilfordii, 6278 nucleotides long. RefSeq lists its product as uncharacterized. Gene Ontology annotation, molecular function: metal ion binding. Gene Ontology annotation, cellular component: nucleus. The transcript has 10 exons. NCBI's taxonomy places the organism in Eukaryota, Viridiplantae, Streptophyta, Magnoliopsida, Celastrales, Celastraceae. Bases 110 to 5980 code for a protein of 1956 amino acids. The record is from RefSeq and is a predicted model, not a curated record.